UGCCAAGUGUCAAGACCGGCAGAUCGAACAGACAUACAGACACACAGACAGCAGAAUUGACCAUCCCUUCCUUCUCAUGGAGUCUCUCCUUCAGCAGUCCCGGGCCAUGUGCCCGUUCUUGAAGCGCACCUCGCCCGCUGCCCUGCGUACGCUGGCCACGGCUACCCGGCCCCAGGGCAGUCCCGGGGGAGGCACCAUGUCCAACCUGCAGGUGAUUGCUCGUCGGUGCCCUGUGAUGAGCAAGGCCUUGGCUGUCCAGAGCGCCCGUCUGGCAAAUACCAAGCGGUUUACUUCGUCUGCCGCCGGUGUGUCCAUGGGGGUCAAGCCUGUUGGUCGUCGGGGCUUGCACGGUACUGGCAAUCAUGGGGCUAGUGUUGAGGCAGAGUCCUACAAGAAGGUUGAACAACCUUCCGGUAAAUUCCCUCUGAAUACAAAGGCUGGCACGACGGGAACCUUUGCGGGCCCACGGCCCGAGGCCCCCGUGAGCCCUCGGUUCGACUACAAUGGCUUCUACCAGGCCGAGUUGGCCAAGAAGCACAAGGAUAAGAGUUACCGGUACUUCAACAACAUCAACCGUCUGGCGCAGGAGUUCCCGCGCGCACACACGGCCUCCCGCGAGGAGCGGGUGACCGUCUGGUGCUCCAACGAUUACCUGGGUAUGGGCCGCAACCGUCAGGUGCUGGAGACCAUGCACCGCACGCUGGACACGUACGGGGCCGGGGCGGGCGGCACCCGCAACAUCUCCGGCCAUAAUCAGCACGCGGUGGGGUUGGAGAAGACGCUGGCAACCCUGCACGCCAAGGAGGCGGCCCUGGUCUUCAGCUCCUGCUUUGUGGCCAACGACGCCACGCUGGCCACCCUGGGCAGCAAGAUGCCGGACUGUGUCAUUCUCUCCGAUAGCCUGAACCAUGCCUCUAUGAUCCAGGGCAUCCGCCACUCCGGAGCCAAGAAGAUGGUCUUCAAGCACAACGAUCUGCACGAUCUCGAGACCAAGCUGGCCUCCCUUCCCGCCCAUGUCCCCAAGAUCAUCGCCUUCGAAUCCGUCUACAGCAUGUGUGGCUCCGUCGCCCCGAUCGAGAAGAUCUGUGACCUCGCCGACAAGUACGGCGCCAUCACCUUUCUCGAUGAGGUCCACGCCGUCGGCAUGUACGGCCCACACGGCGCUGGUGUCGCUGAACACCUCGACUAUGAGGUCUACCAGUCCCUCGAUACCCCCACCCCCCGCUCCACCCGCGGCACCGUCAUGGACCGCAUCGAUAUCAUCACAGGCACCCUGGGUAAGGCCUACGGCUGCGUCGGCGGCUACAUUGCCGGCUCCGCCGCCCUGGUUGACACCAUCCGCUCGCUGGCCCCGGGCUUCAUCUUCACCACCUCCCUGCCGCCGGCCACCAUGGCCGGCGCAGACACCGCCAUCCAGUACCAGGCAACCCACCAACGGGACCGUGUCCUGCAACAGCUGCACACCCGCGCCGUGAAACAGUCCCUCUCCGACCUCGACAUCCCCGUCAUCCCUAACCCGUCACACAUCAUCCCUCUCCUCGUCGGCGACGCCGAGCUGGCCAAGCAGGCCUCCGACAAGCUGCUCGACGAGCAUGGAAUCUACGUCCAGGCCAUCAACUUCCCCACCGUCCCGCGCGGCGAGGAGCGCCUCCGCAUCACCCCGACCCCCGGCCACGUGAAGCAUCUGCGCGACCACCUCGUCCAGUCCGUGCAGGCCGUCUGGUCUGACCUCGGCCUCAAGCGCACCUCCGACUGGAAGGCUCUCGGUGGCUUUGUCGGCGUUGGCGUCGACGGCGCCCAAGCCGCCAACUCGCCCAUCUGGACCGACGCCCAGCUCGGCCUGCACCAGGCCGAGUCCGUCGAGGAGGCUGUCGCCCGCGAGCUUCGCACCGACGCCGCCGAGAAGCAGCAGGAGGUGGUUUCGCGCAUGCGUACUGCCACUACCGCAGCUACUCCUGCUGCUCCUGCUGCUCCUGCUGCUCCUGUUGCCUCGCCGACCGGUGUCGCUUUUUGAAGCUGACUGACACCGCUAACUGGCUCUCGUGCGCUGGGUUCAGGUGGUCGUAGAUAGUUUCUCCCACGUCCGGUCGUUACCGUCCUGUCAUAUCAAGCAUUACAUUAUUUAUUUAUUUUUUCAAGUAUAUUUGAAUCAUGAGUCCAUAUGUUGACCAAUCAUUCCUGAAAUAUGAAGCCAGGCGCUAGCCAUCA
Penicilliopsis zonata CBS 506.65 is the source of this 2208-nucleotide messenger RNA. RefSeq lists its product as hypothetical. NCBI's taxonomy places the organism in Eukaryota, Fungi, Ascomycota, Eurotiomycetes, Eurotiales, Aspergillaceae. The transcript has 2 exons. Gene Ontology annotation, biological process: heme biosynthetic process. Gene Ontology annotation, molecular function: pyridoxal phosphate binding; 5-aminolevulinate synthase activity. The record is from RefSeq and is a predicted model, not a curated record. Gene Ontology annotation, cellular component: mitochondrion. Bases 77 to 2014 code for a protein of 645 amino acids.